Molecule: messenger RNA, 1422 nt
Organism: Beta vulgaris subsp. vulgaris (sugar beet)
Lineage: Eukaryota; Viridiplantae; Streptophyta; Magnoliopsida; Caryophyllales; Amaranthaceae
Exons: 2
Coding region: 1-1422 (473 amino acids)
Molecular function (GO): nucleic acid binding
Source: RefSeq, a predicted model, not a curated record
AUGGAGAACACCCCUGACUUCUUUGAUGUAGAACAACUUCUUGAAGAUGAGUUGAUGGCAGAGUACCUCUUCUAUGCACAAGACUUGGUAAGCUCCGAUUCUAAACCUGACUCUGAAACUGAACAUGAAACAGCAACUAUCAUUACACCACAUGUUAGUAAUGGUAGAGAACAAAGAGAGCUAAGUGUAGCUGAAAAGAGGAAAAUACUAGAUGACCUUCUAACUAUAUCAAAACAGAACAAGUUAGCUAGAGGUGUCAUCACAACAACAGCAACAAAGUAUGGGGUUCAUAGAACCACAAUCUCAAGAUUGUGGAAUGAUGCAGUAAAACAGAAGGGAACCGGUGUCCCCAUAAAUGUGCAGUCCAAGAAGGUUGGGAAAGUGGGUAGAAAACCCAUUAUUUUUAGUGAAGAGUGGUUGCAAUCAGUACCAUUACACAAAAGAACAACUGUGAGGAGCUUUGCAGGAGCUUUGAGGGUCUCUCCCUCACUCAUUUACAGGUUACUUAAAAAGGGACUUCUUAGAAGCCACACAAGCAGUAAUCACCCUGCUGUGACAGCAGCUCAUAAAUUACAGAGAAUGAAAUGGGUGUUAAAGCACAUUGAACCAAGCACACCAACACAAAAACCAGUUUUCCAGAGUAUGCAUAAUGUCAUUCACAUUGAUGAAAAAUGGUUCUAUUUGAACCCAGACACAAGGAGGUUUUACUUGCUACCAAGGGAAGAUGAUCCAUAUAGAUGUCAACAAUCCAAAAGAUACAAGAUAAAAGCCAUGUUUAUGGGAGUUAUUUCUAGGCCAAUAUAUGACAAUGAAGGGAAGAUGAUACACGAUGGCAAGUUCGGUAUUUUUCCAUUUGUGAAAAAAGUUACAGCCCAAAAAAGAAGCACAAAUAGGGAAAGGGGAACCAUAGAAACAAAACCCAUACAAAACAUUAAUCAAGCAAUCAUCAGAGAUAUGCUCAUACAACAAAUCAUUCCAGCAAUUAUGGCCAACUGGCCUGCUUCUCUGUCAAAGGACAUAUAUAUUCAACAGGAUAAUGCUAGGCCAUAUAUAAAACCUAGUGAUGAAGAGGCUAUUCAAGCAUUGCAAUAUCAGUCAUUCCCCAAGAAUUUAGAUGACUUAAUCGAAAAGGUGCAGGAUGCAUAUGAUUUCUUUGAUCCGGAAGUGCUUAAAUAUACUUGGCUACAGUUACAAUGGGUUAUGGUGGAGAUACUGAAAUGCAAAGGGGGGAACAACUUCAAAAACCCACAUCAUGGGAAAAGGAGGUUGGAGAGGCAGGGGUUGCUGCCUGCCAAUGUUGAAGUGGAGCAAAGUGUGAUUGAAGAAGCAGUAAAAUACUUGAUUGAAAAUGACAUUACAGUUGAUGAUGGAAUGGAAUACUUAGAGGCAGAUAUGGAGAUGGAUGCUAUGGAUGCUGAUUAA